AUGCUAAUAAAGAGGGUAAAAAUUACGAUAAAGGCGAAGGUGGUGAUAGCGUGGACAGUGAUGGCGGAGAAGGUGGAAGCUAUCAAAAGGCUGUCAACUACGAUAGUAACGUACCUAAUUGAAGGAGAUGGUGAAAAUGAAUCCGGUAACAAUAGAUUUGGUAGAAAUAUUAACAAACCAAACAAGUGUUACAAUAAAGUGUCCACUAAUAAAAAUAUAUUGCAUGGUAAGGAUGCUGAUGAAGAUAAGAAAGGGUAUAUUAUCAAGCCAGGGAAAACAAGGCCUGGUGGGUAUAUCAGGCCGAGAAGGCGGAUCUGGUAA
This is a messenger RNA of Macrosiphum euphorbiae (potato aphid), 321 nucleotides long. NCBI's taxonomy places the organism in Eukaryota, Metazoa, Arthropoda, Insecta, Hemiptera, Aphididae. The record is from the annotation of a GenBank genome assembly.